UUCCCCUUAUUCUAGGAGGGAGAGCAGCUCAAACAGAAGGAGCAAUAGUAAUACAUUAUACAAUAUCAUUAUUUAUGUACAAUUUUAAAUUGGGUCAAGUUUCCCAUAAGAGUACUAUAAAUCCUAUUAUCGUUCACUUAUAAAUCAGAAGGGCGACUUGUACAGUGCCCUCUCAGCCGCACGCUACUCUACUUAUAACAUCCGAUUGUCGGAUAUUCGACGCUAUAUAGAUGGGGUCGGUUAUUCAGUCCACAGAUAUCGAGAACAAGCUGGUGGACUUGUCCGGGGUAGUUUCGAAGCCAGGAGAGAAUCCUUACAAUGCCCUAAUAGAAGCCUGCGAUGAUGAGCCAGCGAAAAUCCAGAAGCUAUAUGCCAUCCACCGCGUCAAGCGUAACACGCAGCAGAGAGCCAAGUUUCUCGCCUCUGACUACACGGGGCUGAUCAUAGAUCAGCAUCUGCUGCGAUUGGAAAAUCCCCAGAUAGAGCCUGGCUUUAAAGACACAAGAUACUGUAUGACCUUCUGGGGUCGUCCUCCAAUCCACGCACUAGAACUCGCAGAAGCAAUUCAGAAUAGGCUCAAAGCUGUUGCGCCAGCAAUCUGGCUCAUGCCCCUCCACCGCAUGCACAUCACCACGCUAGAAGUAGCUUUCUCCCGCACAGCCGCCGAGAUCGAAGCGCUCAAGGAGACGCUGAAACCCGCCACCCCGCACAUAGCGAGCUACACGCACCGCCACCGGUCACGGCUCGUCAAGCCCAUGAUAUCGUACGACCUGUCCGCAUUCGCGCUAUCGUUCCUCCCGGCUGCCAACGAGCCACCACUCUCGCCCGCCCCGACGGCGCCCGACAGCGUCGACGUGCUGCGGCAGGGCGAUUCGUAUACGUACCACCACCUGCGGCGGGACGUGUGGGAGCAGGUCAAGGAUGCCGGCGUGACGGUUAGCUCGCGGUAUGUUGUGCCGAGCGCGCAUAUCACGCUUGGUCGGUUUCUCACGGAGGCGGACCAUGCGACGCUCGAGCAGAGGCAGAAGUGGGUUGAUGCAAUUGACGAGAUCAAUGCGUGGUUGGAGGCGGAAGUGUGGGAUAAUGCCAGUUCGAAGCUGAUUGGAGAAUGGGUCGUCGGUCAAGAGAAGGGCUUGGAUGUGCGGGUCGGGACGCUGUGGUAUGGUGGCGGUCGGACUGUCCAGAUGGGUGAGGGGUUCUAGAUAUUCAAUUAGACUAGACAUUAGAUCACGAUAGAUCCCGUUCUUCAUGAAACUAGUCUCAAGAGAUCCGGCUAUAGACUUCCCUAAAUAUAAAAUUAAUCUAUAAACGAUUUAAGGACCAGAAAUUAUAUUGCUUACGUCCAGGGCAGGGACAGCAAAGGAUGUCAUUCA
Daldinia decipiens is the source of this 1373-nucleotide messenger RNA. Its product is annotated as RNA ligase/cyclic nucleotide phosphodiesterase. The transcript has 5 exons. Bases 231 to 1202 code for a protein of 323 amino acids. Lineage: Eukaryota; Fungi; Ascomycota; Sordariomycetes; Xylariales; Hypoxylaceae. The record is from RefSeq and is a predicted model, not a curated record.